GUAGAUAGUUGUGAUAUAGUUUCGAGAUACGAACUUGCACAUGCGCGCAUGGCCAGAACUUUGAUAUAUAUAUGAAUGACUAGCUUAAUUCACCACUGUAUGCCUGUAAUUUUGGUCAAAGGCUUGCCUUAAAAUAUAUUAAUAAGGCGACAAGUACUUGUUCAUCCUUAAGUCGUUCAACAAUGUAACAAGGUCUGCUAGUGAGGUAGGGGAUUUAGUCAAAAUAAGGGUCGCUACGUGGAUGAAAACUAAGUUCGACAUCAAGAUGUACUCGGUGGAGGAGUUUAAGAGCUUUUUAGGUGGAAUCCGUAAACUAAAGCUCUAAGUUUGGCCUUAUGGUGUUGUAACAUCCAACUUUCGGUUGGAUAUCGAUGCUCUCUUCUGUUUUUUCUCCUUUUUCCCUCUCGAUGUACCCCGUUUUUAUAAAAUCGUUUUCGUUUGCCAGGAAAAAAAAAAAAAAAAGUCGUUCAUUUAAUUACGUACCCAUGCAUCUCGAUCCAUUCUGCUCCUCCUCUAUUUCUAUUUCUAACCUCCCUUUUACCUCAUCAAUCUGCUCAGAGAGAGAGAGAGAGAUAUGGGUGACACUGCUGUUGAUUUUUUCUUGAAGACCUUGAAGCAGCUUAUAACGAGCUCCAAUCUCGAUUUCCCAAUAGACACGAAAGACCAACUUCAAUAUCUUGAGAAGGAGAUAAAGUACCCGAGAGAGUUCCUCAAGAUUACAGAGAAGAAACGCAACAAGCAUUCAGAAGUGAUGAAACUUGUGAUGCAAAUCAGAGACGUGGUUUCCGAGGUAGAAAACAUUGUAGAACUAUUCAUGGUUCUUGUUUCCAAGGCUGAUCACGCCUCUGAUUCUCUUCUUGAACAUCAGGAUCACAGGUCAAGUGUCAAAGAGAAGAUCAAGACUCUUACGGAUGAGGUGAAACAUAUUUACGAAGAGAAUAUGUAUGACCUGAAUGGAGUAGAAGUCAAAAAACUCAAGCACUCUUCUUCAAAAAGUGAAGGAGGAUCAAGUUCAUCAAGAGGGAAAAACACAUCCAAAGUAGUAGAAGAGAAGACACUGGUCGGUUUCGAGGAUGAGAUAGAGACGUUAAUGGGAAAGCUUCAUGAUAGUGAAGAGGGUGGACGGCUGGAGCUUAUAUCUAUCAUUGGCGUUGGUGGAGGCAGCAAAACCACAUUGGCCAGAGAAGUGUAUGAUCGUCCUUUGACGUCAGAGAAGUUUGAAAUUCGCGCAUGGGCAAAUGUUUCUCAAGACUAUCACAAGACCAUGAAGAGGGAUUUGUUAAUUAGUAUUUUGAAAUCAACUUCCCCAGAAAAAAAUGAAGAUUACAGAGAGAGUAGCGAGGAUAAGUUGGGAGAAAAGUUAUAUAAAUGCUUGCAGGGUAGAAAAUAUCUUAUUGUCAUGGAUGACAUAUGGGACAUUGAGGCUUGGAAUGAUAUCCAAAGAUCAUUCCCUAGGGAAUGCAAGGGGAGUAAAGUGUUGUUAACUAGCCGAUUCCCUAUUCAACCAGAUAGAGUUCCCUACAUCCCUCAUUGGUUGAAGCCCUUACCAAAAAGUUGCAGUUGGGAGUUAUUACAAAAGAAGGUAUUCGGGAAGAAACACUGCCCACUGGAGUUGGUGGACAUCGGUAAGCAAAUCGCAGGAAAAUGUAAAGGACUUCCACUCGCAGUUGUCGCAAUAGCUGGCAUUUUGGCAAUGGAAGACAAGACACUCGAUGUGUGGGAGAAAGUUGCCAAAAAUUUAUGUUCAAUCAUUGCCAAAAACAAAGAGGGCUGCAUGGAGAUACUAGAACUUAGUUACAAUCACCUGCCUCUUCAUUUAAAAGCGUGUUUUCUUUACAUUGGAGGACACCCUGAAGAUUCUAAAAUCCCCGUACGCAAGUUGAUAUGGUUAUGGAUUGCAGAGGGAUUUAUUCAGCAAAGUGAUGGGGGAAAAAGCUUGGAGGCCAUAGCACAAGAUUACUUGAUCGGUCUUAUUGAUAGAAAUCUUGUAAUGAUAGCUACAAAAAGUAAAUCCCACGGAGGAAUUAAAGCAUGCUGUAUCCAUGAUCUUCUGCGUGAAUUAUGCUUGAAAAAAGCAGAGGAGGAUAAUUUUCUUGCACAAAAUUACGGGGAUGAUUCUUUUUCAUCUUCUACUACAAAUAAGCAUCGUCGCCUCUUCGUUGGCCGUCACUUCUUUCGUAAGCUUCCCCGAAGGCCUCGUGCUCGAAACCUUCGAUCUUUUCUGUUCCUCUCCUUGCCAAACUCUUCACAUUCCUUGCCAAACUAUUCAUAUUCAAGGCUUGAACUGUUAAAUCCAUUCAUGACUAGGCCACAUUCAAUGCAAAUGAAUCUAUCAUUUUUUGUUGAAAACUUUGAACUUCUCAGGGUGUUGCAUGUAUUAUCUGUUACAAGCCAAGGAGAAAUAGGAAUAGGAGAUCUAGUUCAUUUGAGAUACUUAGCAUUUGGGUUACAAGAAGGAAAACUUUACCAUUGUGCACCAAAUUGUUUUCACUACCUCUCAAACCUAGAAACCCUUAACCUCCAAGUUACAUUCCGGGUGAAGAUUUUGUUGCCUCGCGAUAUAGUUAAGAUGGUUAAGUUGAGGCAUCUAUAUACUAAAAAGGGGAUAUUCGAAUAUCAUCAUGUUUCCAAUUAUGAUGAAGAGGAGGGGAGUAUGUUGGAUAGCUUACAGACCUUGCACCGAAUGUGUGUUUGUGAGCAUUGCCUACGUUUUUUGGAAAGGACUCCUAAUCUAAGGAAGCUAGGACUUUGUGGAGAUCGACGUCAUUAUAUUUUCGCCGACUUAGAAUUCUUAAAAUGCCUUGAGAUACUCUAUGUCUACUCCAGAAGCAUUAAUGGGCUGAAGCUUCCUCCUACUCUUACGCGGCUAACUUUGAAAUAUACGGGAUUGAAGUGGGAGGAUCUGUCAAUAAUCCUUCAAACCUUGCCGAGCCUUGAGGUUCUCAAAUUAUUACGCAAUGCCUGUGUGGGACCAGUUUGGGACACAAGUGAACUUGAGGAGGGGUUCCCUCAACUCAAGUGCUUGAGGUUAGAAGAUUUGAACAUCAAGGAGUGGAAUGCUUCUGAAGAUCAAUUUCCGAGACUUGAGGUCCUAGUGAUUUUAUGGUGCCGAAGACUGAAGCGGAUCCCGAUUGAUUUUGCUAAUCUAAACGAACUUCGCGAAAUUACGAUUAAGCACUCCAGUCAAUCUGCAGAGGAAUCAGCCAGGGAAAUUCAGGAAAAGCAAAGAAAUAGAAGAGGAGAUGAUGAUUGCCUUAAUAUUACAUCCAGGCGUAAACAGCUCAGUUUUAUUUUAAGUUCCUGGACCAAACCUACACUGGAUUGUUGAAUGUGGAUACAUAAAUGAUGCUGAAUGCAGUUUCUCGUGUGUGGAGCGAGCAUUUCACGAGACCUUUUAGUCAUGAUUGUUGCUUGAUCUUCUACCUACUCUCCCUAUUCAAAACUUGUUUCCCGCUUUUGGAAUCCUAAAAGCUAGAGUCAAAACUCUUCACUUCACCCAACACCAAAAUCCCCCAAAGUUACCGUUAUUCCCCAGAAAAACCCA
Messenger RNA from Rhododendron vialii, 3544 nucleotides. RefSeq names its product putative late blight resistance protein homolog R1B-8. Lineage: Eukaryota; Viridiplantae; Streptophyta; Magnoliopsida; Ericales; Ericaceae. The transcript has 4 exons. Gene Ontology annotation, biological process: defense response to other organism. Gene Ontology annotation, molecular function: ADP binding. The coding region runs from base 575 to 3328 and encodes 917 amino acids. The record is from RefSeq and is a predicted model, not a curated record.